AUGGACUUUGACCAGGUACUCCCAGCACCGGGAGACGAAGGCUUUGUGCAGAGCCACGAAGGAGGUGAGUUCCAGCUAUACAACGAUCUCAAAGCCAUGCUCUCGGAAUCUCGGGCGAAGCGCUACGACGGGCGCGAUCGCAGCAGUCGGGUUGCGGAUGCGGCUGCAAAGUGGGACGUUCAGUACGAAGAACUCGCCGAUGCGUACCUGGAAUGGCAAGCCACUCCCCUCUCCCCAACCUACCCCUCUCCUCUCGACGGCGCGACUAGCACGUCCCCGACCCCUUCACCACCAGCCGCCUCCGCGGAGGCUAUCCCCGAGGGCACCGCAUCCGAGCCUCAACCCGAAGCUUCAGCCAAUCCUCUCGUCCGACAUGGCCUCGUGGGAUGCAGCCCCUCUCAGCCGACCGUCGCUAUCUCGCUCCGCACCCUCGAAACCUACCGGCAGACCCAUCGGGUCUGUCCGCGUAUGAGCAUCCAGGCACAGGCAAAGAUGCUGUGUCACAUGCACGGAGUCCCGUAUCGUGCCUACCUGUCCUACCAGUUUCGCGACGCCUACGAUGUGUACCUAGAAGUCCUCCGCCGCGUGGAUCAACGCAUCGCCGCAGUCCUCCAUCACGAUAGCCCGCAUUGGCGGAUGCGCAACUCGUGCCCAGCAUGUCAAUAUCAUCUUCAGGACGAGCCCCCCCUCCGAUUCAGCUUACUUUGCGCCAUGGACGGCAACAAUUCUCUCAAACUCGUCGACCCUCGCAUUCGCUCUGGGAAGGAGCGUCCCGAUCCUCGGUCUGGCUGCUCGGACAUCUGGCUCAGCGAAGCCUACGUUGACCAAUACAAAGACAAAGUCUCGAGCUCCCAGACCCCCUUUCCUCCGCCCAUUUCUUCUGACGAUUUUGAUCCCGAUGCAUCCGACUUACCCCCAAUUGACGCAGGCGAUCCCACGGAGGUUUGUACCGACCGGUGGAGGAACUCCGCUCCAGAGGCGAAGAAGAAGAUGUUCGCUGUAUUCAAGAAAUCCGGCAUCUUCAUCUCUGUCUGCAGACAUGGUAUCCUCCUCAGCAUCUGCGACAUGGUGCGGAGUGGUGAAUUGUGA
Messenger RNA from Coniophora puteana RWD-64-598 SS2, 1089 nucleotides. RefSeq lists its product as uncharacterized. Lineage: Eukaryota; Fungi; Basidiomycota; Agaricomycetes; Boletales; Coniophoraceae. The record is from RefSeq and is a predicted model, not a curated record. Bases 1 to 1089 code for a protein of 362 amino acids. The transcript is spliced from 4 exons.